AUGUUGGAAGAAGAGGGGGUAACAGGAGACUUAAAAAAACAAUCUCGAACACAAAACGCCACUCAUGAAGUAGCAUUGAAUGAUAACAGAUAUAUGACACCCAAACGCAAUUCUGUGCAGAAAGACCCAGAUGCAAGUUACAGCCGUAGUGGUCGGCGCAUUAAACCUCCAUUGCAUUACUGGUGUGGACAACGAGAGUUUGUUGAUCGUAAACUAAAUGUUACUAUAGAAGAGGGUGGAAAAAACUACUUGAGUAUUGUAUGUAGUAGUAGUAAACAAGCCAAAAAGAAAACCAUAUCCAGCUCCCCAAAGAACAACAGAGAGGAUACAACAGAGACAAGUGAAGGAAAAACUAAAAGCCAAUCUAAAGGAAAAAUCUAUGAGAAGAGAACAAAUUUCGAAAAAGAAAUUGGGUCCAGUGACAAAAGAGACCCUAGAUGUUUUAUUUCAGAUCCUGAUGAAAGUGACUCUGAAGCGGAACUUAAUAAUAUUGAUAAAAAGACUGUUGUAUUGACACCCUUGAAGCAUAAAAAAAUGUAUCGAAAUAACCUAACAUAUAAUAGCCAGACUGCAGAGCAAAGUAUUUCAAAAUAUGGAACUGAGACCAGAAAUUGCAAAACAAACUCAAGGAGAGAGCUAAAGACUUGCAAGUAUUCUCUGAGGUCACUGAAACAGUUUUGCCAAGACAAACUGUUUACAGAAGAAUCCUCAAGCAAGGAUGAGGAAGACUCCAAUGAAGAUAUCCCUCUAUCUAUCAAAAGGAAAACAAAACCCUCUUUGGAAAGAGAGAUUUGUAAUUAUAAAUCUUCCUUCGAUGCUAAAAUUUCACAGAGCGAUGCAAAGAAGAAAUCGUCGGAGCAAAGAAAAAUAGAAAAUUCCGCAGCCACUUCCUCCCACAACAGACAGUUAAGGAUAGAUCUGUCUGAUCAGAAGAAACAAUCAGAAGUGGAACCGAAAGGGAAGGCUCCUGCUGGUGGGUCCAACAGUGCCCCUUUGAUUGACAGGAGAGUAAACACAAGAAAAGCGAGUAUCAACCCUCUAACGUAUGUGUUUGAGUCAGAAACUGAGACAGAAGACUGUAAUAGAGAAUUUCAAAUAAAAGAAAAGAAAUCAAAAGUAUCUGCCAAAAAACCUGAUAGCAAGAUUAUCAACAGUGCAAAGUCUUCAGCGGUGGAAUCAAAGGAAUCUGACAAGAGAGAGGAGCAGAAUUUCUUGGAGUCUUUUCCGGGUGCAACUGAACACUGGACUGAGAGAGAACUACAGAAGCUACACAGGGCUGUUGCUUCUUUUCCAAAACACAAGAAUGGCUUUUGGUUGGAUGUAGCAAUGGCUUUGGGUACUCGAUCUGCGGAAGAAUGCCAGCAGAAAUAUAUGGAAGAGCAUCAGACAAAAGGUUCCAAAAAGCAUGCCACAAAGACUGCAUUAGAUAAAAAAGGACAAAAAGAUUCAGAUAAGAAACAGCCGGUAAUGAUAACUGCUAAGGUGGGAACGUUUAAAAGGAAACAACAGAUGAGAGACUUCCUGGAGCAUUUGCCAAAGGAUGACCACGAUGAUAUUUUCAGUGCAACACCCUUACAGAAUAGAAGAGUAAAGCUCCCAACAUUCCGGGAAAGCCAAGAUGAUGAUGUCUUCCAGCUUAUGGACAGCAAUCCAAUCACACCUUCCUCAGCUGUCUUCCCCUUGGUAAAAACCCCUCAGUGUGAUCACAUUAGCCCUGGCAUGCUGGGAUCUAUCAACAGGCAUGAUUAUGAUAAGUAUGUGUUUAGAAUGCAAAAGAACACACAAGGCAAGAAGGGUACCUGGGGCAACAUCAAGAAGAAAUCGGCUGGAACUGUGUUUACCACUCCAACCUCUGGAAGACCCACCACAUUUGCCUUUGAUCAAGGUGCAGUGAAUGACUCUGUUAUAGGGAAGCUGUUCAUAGGUGAAGCAGCAGAGCUAUCUGAUGAAGAAGAGCUAGAAGAUUCCUAUUUUUCUACUUAA
Molecule: messenger RNA, 1983 nt
Organism: Mauremys mutica (yellowpond turtle)
Lineage: Eukaryota; Metazoa; Chordata; Testudines; Geoemydidae
Product: mis18-binding protein 1-like
Exons: 10
Coding region: 1-1983 (660 amino acids)
Source: RefSeq, a predicted model, not a curated record